Molecule: messenger RNA, 5642 nt
Organism: Lacerta agilis (Sand lizard)
Lineage: Eukaryota; Metazoa; Chordata; Lepidosauria; Squamata; Lacertidae
Gene: CADPS
Product: calcium dependent secretion activator
Biological process (GO): synaptic vesicle exocytosis; dense core granule exocytosis; positive regulation of exocytosis
Cellular component (GO): glutamatergic synapse
Source: RefSeq, a predicted model, not a curated record
CUCUCGCUCGCUCUCUGUCUCUCUCUCUUCUGUUGGGAAGACGGCGGCGCCCUCUCGGCUGUCAGCUGCAUCUGAGAGGCAGGCAGCUCGCCUCCUCGGACACCGGCUCCCCGGCGCGACUUUUUCCCGGAGGUCGGCUGGCGCGAUUCGGUGGCUGAAGUUGCAGGAGCUGAGAGGGUGGUGGCCGAGGAGGAGACUUUGUUCGGUGUGCCAGCCACCUUUCGGCGGAUGAGCCGGGGAGACUGUGAAAGGAGGGCAUCUUGGAAGUGCAAGCCGGGCUUUGUGCUGCCUGCCUGCCUCCCUGCCCUCGGUCCUUUCUCCCACUUAGAGCUGCGCGCCAGGGCACGAUCCGCCGCCAGCAUGUUGGACCCGUCGUCCAGCGAGGAGGAAUCCGAUGAGAUCGUGGAAGAGGAGAGCAGCAAGGAGGUGCUGGCCCCGGCGGCUUCUGGGGCACGGCUCUCGCCGAGCCGGACCAGCGAGAGCUCGGGGGCGGCGGGGGCUUGCAGCCCAGCAGCCGGAGCGGCAGCAGCGUCCGGCCUUCCAGCCCCAGCCCCCGGUGGUGAGCGAGAAGGAAAGGAAGAGCUCGAGCGGCUGCAGAAGGAGGAAGAGGAGCGCAAAAAGAAGCUGCAGCUGUACGUCUUCGUCAUGAGGUGCAUCGCCUACCCCUUCAAUGCCAAGCAGCCCACCGACAUGGCUCGGAGGCAACAGAAGAUAAGUAAACAGCAGCUCCAAACCGUCAAGGAUCGCUUCCAAGCCUUCCUCAAUGGAGAAACUCAGAUUGUUGCAGAUGAAGCCUUCAUGAAUGCCGUCCAGAGCUAUUACGAGGUGUUUCUGAAAAGUGACCGCGUUGCCAGAAUGGUUCAGAGUGGUGGUUUCUCAGCUAACGACUCUCGGGAAGUCUUCAAGAAGCAUAUUGAAAAGAGGGUCCGAAGUCUCCCCGAGAUCGAUGGCCUCAGCAAGGAGACUGUUCUGAGUUCCUGGAUGGCGAAAUUUGAUGCGAUCUAUCGCGGUGAAGAGGAUCCUCGCAAAGCGCAAGCCAGGAUGACCGCAAGUGCUGCUUCAGAGCUGAUUCUCAGCAAGGAACAACUGUAUGAGAUGUUCCAGAACAUCUUGGGCAUCAAGAAAUUUGAGCACCAGCUUCUGUACAAUGCAUGUCAGCUGGACAAUCCAGACGAACAAGCAGCACAAAUUAGGCGGGAGCUCGAUGGACGUCUCCAAAUGGCAGAUCAGAUCGCCAAGGAGCGCAAAUUUCCUAAAUUUGUAUCCAAAGAAAUGGAAAACAUGUACAUUGAGGAACUGAAGUCUUCGGUCAAUUUGCUAAUGGCAAACCUGGAAAGCAUGCCAGUGUCCAAAGGUGGCUCCGAGUUUAAGUUACAAAAACUAAAACGAAGCCACAACACCUCCAUCAUCGACUUGGGAGAAGAAAAUGAAAACCAGCUCUCAAAGUCAGACGUUGUGUUGUCUUUUUCCCUGGAGGUUGUCAUCAUGGAAGUCCAAGGUCUCAAAUCCUUAGCACCCAACCGCAUUGUAUAUUGCACGAUGGAAGUGGAGGGGGGAGAAAAGCUACAGACGGAUCAAGCCGAAGCAUCAAAGCCAACAUGGGGGACUCAAGGUGACUUUAACACGACGCACGCCCUUCCAGCAGUGAAGGUGAAGCUGUUUACCGAGAGCACCGGUGUGCUGGCUUUAGAAGACAAAGAACUCGGGCGGGUCGUUCUUCAUCCUACACCCAACAGCCCCAAGCAAUCAGAGUGGCACAACAUGGCUGUUUCCAAAAACUGUCCCGAUCAGAACCUGAAAAUCAAACUUGCAGUCCGAAUGGAUAAACCUCAAAACAUGAAGCACUCUGGAUAUUUGUGGGCCAUUGGCAAAAAUGUCUGGAAGAGAUGGAAGAAAAGGUUCUUUGUGCUGGUCCAGGUUAGCCAAUAUACCUUUGCUAUGUGCAGUUACCGAGAGAAAAAGGCUGAGCCUCAAGAGCUGUUGCAGCUUGACGGAUACACGGUGGACUACACAGACCCACAGCCAGGUUUGGAGGGCGGCAGAGCAUUUUUUAAUGCAGUGAAAGAAGGCGACACAGUGAUUUUUGCAAGCGACGAUGAGCAAGACCGAAUCCUGUGGGUCCAAGCCAUGUACCGAGCCACUGGCCAGUCCCACAAGCCUGUGCCCCCCACUCAAGUUCAAAAGCUUAAUGCUAAAGGAGGAAACGUGCCCCAGCUAGAUGCCCCAAUCUCUCAGUUUUCUGGACUUAAGGAUGCAGAUAGAGCUCAAAAGCAUGGCAUGGAUGAAUUUAUCUCUUCCAAUCCCUGUAACUUUGACCACGCUGCACUCUUUGAGAUGCUUCAGCGCCUCACUUUGGACCACAGACUUAAUGAUUCCUAUUCUUGUCUGGGCUGGUUCAGUCCCGGCCAGGUAUUUGUGCUGGAUGAGUACUGUGCACGUAACGGAGUCAGAGGCUGUCACAGGCAUCUCUGCUACCUCAGCGACUUGCUUGAGAGAGCAGAAAAUGGAGCGAUGAUUGACCCUACCUUGCUUCACUACAGCUUUGCCUUUUGUGCAUCGCAUGUCCAUGGCAACAGGCCUGAUGGAAUAGGAACUGUAACAGUAGAAGAAAAAGAGCGGUUUGAAGAAAUCAAAGAGAGGCUGCGGUUGUUAUUGGAAAAUCAAAUCACACAUUUUAGGUAUUGCUUUCCAUUCGGCCGACCAGAAGGCGCUUUAAAAGCCACACUAUCACUCCUGGAAAGGGUUCUGAUGAAAGACAUAGUUACUCCAGUCCCUCAAGAGGAGGUAAAGACCGUCAUCCGUAAAUGCUUAGAGCAAGCUGCAUUGACUAACUAUACACGGCUCUCAGAGUAUGCCAAAAUUGAAGGGAAAAAGAGAGAAAUGUAUGAGCAUCCUGUCUUCUGCUUGGCCUCUCAAGUGAUGGAUUUAACCAUUCAGAAUCAAAAGGAUGCAGCUCGAUCGUCAGUGCCCAAGCCCCCAGCUGGGCCCACUCCAUCCAUUCAAACGCAGACUAACAUGAUAAAUCAGAUGCUGAAAGGCAUACCUAAGCAAGCACCAAGUAACCAAAAUGUAGGUCGGUUAGUCACACCUGCCAAAAAGCUAGAAGAUACAAUUCGCUUGGCGGAAUUGGUAAUUGAAGUCCUACAGCAGAACGAAGAGCACCAUGCAGAGGGGAAAGAGGCCUUUGCUUGGUGGUCAGAUUUAAUGGUUGAGCAUGCGGAAACCUUCCUUUCCUUGUUUGCGGUGGAUAUGGAUGCUGCGCUAGAGGUCCAGCCCCCAGAUACCUGGGACAGCUUUCCACUCUUUCAGCUUCUAAAUGAUUCGCUUCGUAGUGACUAUAAUUUGUGCAAUGGAAAAUACCACAAACAUCUUCAGGACCUGUUUGCCCCACUUGUUGUUAGAUAUGUCGAUCUCAUGGAAUCCUCAAUUGCACAGUCAAUUCACAGGGGAUUUGAGCGGGAGUCAUGGGAGCCAGUAAAGAGUUUAACAAGUAAUCUGCCCAAUGUGAACCUACCAAAUGUGAAUCUCCCCAAAGUUCCAAAUCUACCAGUUAACAUCCCGCUAGGCAUCCCCCAAAUGCCUGCCUUUUCCGCACCGUCAUGGAUGGCUGCUAUAUAUGAUGCUGACAAUGGAUCAGGAACAUCAGAAGAUCUGUUUUGGAAAUUGGAUGCCUUACAGACCUUCAUCAGGGAUUUACACUGGCCUGAGGAAGAGUUUGGGAAACACCUAGAACAGCGCUUAAAACUUAUGGCUAGUGAUAUGAUUGAGUCCUGUGUGAAGAGAACCAGGAUUGCGUUUGAAGUAAAGCUGCAAAAAACAAGCCGGUCAACAGAUUUCAGAGUCCCUCAGUCAAUAUGCACCAUGUUUAAUGUUAUGGUUGAUGCCAAAGCUCAGUCAACAAAACUUUGCAGUAUGGAAAUGGGCCAAGAGUUUGCUAAAGAGUGGCACCAGUAUCACUCAAAAAUAGAUGAACUAAUUGAAGAAACCGUCAAGGAAAUGAUAACGCUCCUAGUUGCAAAGUUUGUCACAAUUCUGGAAGGAGUCUUGGCCAAACUAUCCAGAUACGACGAAGGGACGUUGUUUUCUUCUUUCCUGUCAUUUACUGUGAAGGCAGCUUCCAAAUACGUGGAUGUGCCCAAACCAGGGAUGGAUGUUGCUGACGCCUACGUGACCUUCGUGCGCCAUUCUCAGGACAUCCUGCGUGAUAAGGUCAAUGAGGAGAUGUAUAUAGAAAGGUUAUUUGAUCAAUGGUACACCAGCACCAUGAACAUGGUUUGCACGUGGCUGACAGACCGCAUGGACCUUCAGCUCCACAUCUAUCAACUGAAAACCCUUAUCAGGAUAGUAAAGAAAACAUACAGAGAUUUCCGAUUGCAAGGAGUCCUGGAUUCCACCUUGAAUAGCAAAACCUAUGACACAGUGCGAAACCGUCUGACUGUAGAAGAAGCCACAGCCUCCGUAAGCGAAGGCGGAGGACUUCAAGGAAUCACCAUGAAAGACAGUGAUGAAGAAGAUGAAGAGGAUGAUUAACUCUCUAGAAGCCCCCCAACUUGGAUGUAGCCUGGAAACCAGUGCAUGUAAUCUAGUCUGUUAUUCAGUUUAGCCACAUUAGGAAAUUUUCUGUCUGCUCUAAAUGCCCAUGGAAAGUCUACCAAUACAAUUUGCCAUUUUAGCUGUGUGGUACUUAAGAUUUAGCACCUCUGUUUCGAUCCAUUGAGUUUCCCCGAUUUCAUAUCUAUAUGUUCAUAAGCAAUAUGGAGCACUGUUGUUUAAAAACUGUUAAUGGAAAAAAACUGCAUAGAAAACAUGCUAGGUGUGUCCCUGUUAUAACUAAAGUAUAAAUGAUGCUUCAUUAAUGUACUAUAUAUACAUUGACGGUAAAUCGUUGUGAAGACAAGUGAAACAAGUACUUUCAUAUCUUUGUUUCUCUCCUGUGGGUGCCGAUUGCUUCGAAACAGAGUGAGGCUACUACUACAAAUGACACCUCUUUUGUACAUUUGGGGGCGGUUGGGGGCGGGGGUUAGGAAAUGCAUAAACCGGAAGUUGGAAUUAUUCCCGUUUAAUAGACCCAAGCACUUUCCCUCCAAAUAUAUACAGCUAACUUUGUAGAAGUGACAUACCAAUGGAAUAUAAUAGUCAUCCAUAUUGCCACAACGGGUUGGCCCUUCAUCACCUUGUCCACAUGACGAUUCAGAGCAGUUGUUUUACGUCCGCGUCUUUCCCCCCCCCUCUAAAUGUUACACUUUCGUUCAGAGUUCCGAUAACUGUGUUUGUAAAAAGGACAACUUUAAUUACAAUCUUAGACUAUACAGAUGUGUUUAUAAUAACGAGGAUAAUAAUAAUAAUAAUAACUAAUAAUAAUAACGAUAAUGACAAUAUAUGAAGAUUUCUUUUGGUAGAUUGUAACCAUAAUUUAAAUCUCCUUUUGUUUUCACAAUGGUUUUUAUAUCUUGUCAUGUACAUUGCAUUUGGACCAGUAACUUGCAUGUCCUUGGGUUCCCCCUUUCCCUUCCAGAAGCUUUUAUUUUCUGUGUAAAAUAGUGGAUCCAUCUUGCUUUUUUGCCUUAUACAAGCCAACAGUUGUAACAGUGUGAGGACUGUGGCUUCUCAAUAAAUAAUUAUUCAGAUGUCCUAAGAAUAAA